Cydia pomonella (codling moth) is the source of this 2511-nucleotide messenger RNA. RefSeq lists its product as uncharacterized. Gene Ontology annotation, molecular function: zinc ion binding; nucleic acid binding. The record is from RefSeq and is a predicted model, not a curated record. The transcript has 2 exons. NCBI's taxonomy places the organism in Eukaryota, Metazoa, Arthropoda, Insecta, Lepidoptera, Tortricidae. The coding region runs from base 505 to 1521 and encodes 338 amino acids.
AAUCUUCAGUAUCGUAAUUAUUUUUCAUGAAAUGGGGUUGGCAACUGUCAAAGGUUUGCAUAGAUGGCGCCAUCAUAGCUUGCCCCUGUCUCUAGUUUUGUUCUAUGAGAUUUGGCUUAAAGUACUGGAAUCCAGGUCACAAAAUUCCAAAAAAAAAAACAAGAAUUUGACACAAUUCUAGGGAUUCACAGGGCAAGCUAUGAUGGCGCCAUCUGUUUAAUACUUCGACCGGCCAACCCCAUUAGUGUAGGUAUUUGUAUUAAUUGGCAUUUGGUAAAAGUGGGUAGCAUUACAUUGGGAUAUAAUAAACCAGUCUUAGCUCGACGCCCGUGUUUAAUUCACGACUCCCAAACUGCAUACCUUGACAUGGCGCAGCCGGUACCUAAGUGAAAUUAUAUUGAGAUAAAGUGGAUUUCGUUGUUUUGUGCGGCUAAUAAAUGACAAACGGUGAAAGUGAGCAGUUUGCCGAUUCUUAGGGAGGAUAUCGUCGUCAUUUCUUUAACAAUGGAGUCAGUUUUACAACCACCGCCGCCAUUCUCGUUUGAGAAUAAUCUAGUUAAUGUGACAUCCGGAAAUUUAAGUGCUGAGUGGGACAAUUGGAAGAAAUCUUUUAAAAUCUAUUACGAAGCAUGUGAACUUUCGACGAAACCUAAAAAAGUGCAAGUGAAUAUAUUGUUGCAUGUCAUCGGAACCAAAUGUCGUGAAGUGUACGAGCAAUUUACAAACGAGGAGACGGAUACGGUGGAAGACUUGCUAAAAAAGUUCGACGCGUUUUUUGUUCCGGUAAAAAAUUUGGCAGUCGAAAGGCAUAAAUUUUUUAAAAGAGAUCAGAAGGACUUAGAGUCAACCGAACAGUACAUUUUUGAAUUAAAUAAAAUAGCUGCCAAAUGCGAGUUUGGAGAAUUGCGUGAUGGUUUAGUGUGUAGCAGGUUCAUAUGUGGUGUAAAAGAGGUGACCCUUUCGGAACGGAUGUUGAGGGAACCGGACAUUUCAUUAAAGAAAGCAAUCGACAUAUGCAAGUUAGCAGAGAUGUCUAAAAUACACGCAUUAAAUAUAAAGACAAAUAGUGUCGAACAGCACGUACACGAAGUUUCACAAAACAAUAAUCAAUCCGGAACUACAACCUGUGACGUGCAUGUAGUUAACAGACGUUAUGCCUCAGCCGCUAUAAACCGCCCGCGCCGGCCGUCUCACACACCGAUGCGAUCAAACGCGCCCAGCGGGGCUCGGGAGCAUCAGACAUAUCACACCAGAUCUUCAUUUUAUACCCCUAACCCCAGAGAGAAGACGUUUAAUCUUCAUAACAAUCCAUCACCGCAAGCAACGUCAAGUGAACCGCAGAGAACUUUUAACGGCUGUAGUAAUUGCGGUCAUGCGCACCGAAGGAUGGAAUGCCCCGCGUUCGGAGUACGGUGUAACAAUUGCAAUCGGAUGAAUCACUAUGCGAGAAUGUGUCGAUCGUCGCGUCGCGUGUACGAAAUACAGGAGGACUCCACCGAUCAGGACAGUGCGACCUCCUGAUCGGUGGGGAUACCCCUCCACGUCCACCACCGUCAAUCGUGUCACGUGAGCCAUGACUUUCGUUUUUAUUGUUAGCAUAAGUGUGUUUAGCAUAAAGUGUGCAUGUAAUUAAUAAGAGAUUUGAUGAAACAAUACUUUAAUUACCUAAGCAACAAAAUGUAUGUAUUGUAAAAAAAUAAUUAAAAAAAAAAAAAAACUAUGUACAUUCCAUAAGCUCAUUACUCCUAGGUACCUACAUAGUCAAUUGUGCUUUGACAGUGACUAAAAAUAUUUUGCAAACUUCAAGUAGGUAUGUUCUUAUAUUGACAUAUUUGUCAUAUAAUAUAAAUAUUAAUAAAAUAAGAAUUUAAAAUAUAAACAUGCAUAAAAUUCUAUAUGUAUUUGGUGUUAUAAUUAUAAGUACUGCAUGAGAGUCAUGUUAUUUUUAAUACAUUUGUAAAACUAAAUUUCUAUCAACUUGCUUCAACGUAAGAGAUAUUCAAGUUUAGAUUUAGUAGUAGGUAAGCAUGAUAUAAUCAAAUUGGCAUGUGAUAAAUUUCCAAUUAAUAAUAUUCAAUUACCUCCUUCUUGCAUCUGUGUAAGAAGAUGGACUUAAUGUUAUUUUAGUUGUAAUUUUCCACACACGUUUACAAUCAAAUUCAUAGUCAUGUUGCUGUUAUGCAAGUGUUUACAAACAAUAACAGUACGUACUACCUACCUAGUAUAUAGUCUAAGGUGUGUGUUUAAUAACCCUUUUUAUCCGUCACCAACCGCUGUGAGAUAACACGCGUAUUAAUGUAAAACAAACUUUCUGGCAUUUAAAUAAAGUUUAUAAUUGCGUUUAUUUCUGUGGGGGAUGGAAAGGUGAUUUAAACAUUCUGAUCACUACAUGGUGUUCUAUUUAAAUUAUUUAAUUUUUCAAAGAAGGAGGUUGUAGGUAUUUGUAUUAAUUGGCAUUUGGUAAAAGUGGGUAGCAUUACAUUGGGAUAUAAUAAACCAGUCUUAGCUCGA